AUGAAGGACUGGAGUCUCCGCCUCCUGGAUGCAUUAUGGGCUUACCGCACCGCUUACAAGAUGCCUAUCGGAAUGUCGCCAUAUAGGUUAGUAUUCGGUAAGCCGUGUCAUCUUCCUGUUGAAUUUGACCACCGUACUUUUUGGGCAGUAAAAAAAUGGAACAUGAUUAUUGACGAAGCGGGAACACAUAGAAAGUUGCAUUUGCAGGAAUUAGAGGAGAUUUGGAAUAAGGCAUAUAAGAGAGCCUUGACGUACAAAGCAAAGACGAAAGACUUUCAUGACCAACGAAUAUUAAGGAAUAAUUUUGAUGUCGGUCAGAUAGUGCUUCUUUAUAAUUCUAAGCUUAAGCUUUUUCUCGUCGAAAUUCAAAGCUCAAAGACUGAAAAGAAAUUUGUGGUGAAUGGCCAUCAAUUGAAACCCUAUCUAGAGGGCGCUGAAGCUGAGGACGUGGUUUGGAUGGCUGUUGAGGAUCCUUUAAUUUAA
This is a messenger RNA of Andrographis paniculata, 483 nucleotides long. RefSeq lists its product as uncharacterized. The coding region runs from base 1 to 483 and encodes 160 amino acids. The transcript is spliced from 2 exons. The record is from RefSeq and is a predicted model, not a curated record. NCBI's taxonomy places the organism in Eukaryota, Viridiplantae, Streptophyta, Magnoliopsida, Lamiales, Acanthaceae. Gene Ontology annotation, molecular function: nucleic acid binding.